AUGCGUGCUUAUCUUCUAGUUUAUGUACAUGAUAUACUUCUAAUGGGUAAUAACUCAGACAUGGUGGAUAGUGUCCUCUCUAAACUAGCCACCGUGUUCAAGAUUCGUGAUCUUGGCAGGCUUCGCUUCUUCCUCGGCAUUGAGGCUAUACACACUAAUAAUAAUAUGAUUUUGUCUCAGCACCGAUACAUGACAGAACUACUUCGCAAAGCAGGCAUGGAGUCGUGCAAUCCCUUAUCUACCCCGAUGGCCACCACUGUUGUUAUGACCGAUGGUGGUUCGGCUGUACUGGAUGAUCUAACCCCUUACCGCCAGCUAAUUGGCUCACUGAUGUAUUUGUUGAUUACUCGUCCAAAUUUGUCGUAUGCAGUGAAUCAGAUGUGUCAUUUUAUGCACAACCCCACCCAAAACCAUUGGGCGGCGCUCAAACGUGUUCUACGCUACAUGAAGGGGACCUUGCACCUGGGGAUUCGUUUUACACCCGCGUCGACCCCAGUAAUACAUGCUAUUUCCGACUCUAACUAG
Ipomoea nil (Japanese morning glory) is the source of this 525-nucleotide messenger RNA. RefSeq lists its product as uncharacterized. The transcript has a single exon. Bases 1 to 525 code for a protein of 174 amino acids. NCBI's taxonomy places the organism in Eukaryota, Viridiplantae, Streptophyta, Magnoliopsida, Solanales, Convolvulaceae. The record is from RefSeq and is a predicted model, not a curated record.